Peromyscus eremicus (cactus mouse) is the source of this 204-nucleotide messenger RNA. NCBI's taxonomy places the organism in Eukaryota, Metazoa, Chordata, Mammalia, Rodentia, Cricetidae. The record is from the annotation of a RefSeq genome assembly.
AUGCCACAACUAGAUACAUCUACAUGAUUUAUUACUAUCUUAUCCUCCACAAUCACCUUAUUCGCACUCAUACAAUUAAAAAUCUCAAUACUAAACUUCCCUCUAAGCCCUUCAAUUAAAUCCACCGAAUUAAUAAAAACAGACAACCCAUGAGAACUAAAAUGAACGAAAAUCUAUUCGCCUCUUUCAUUACUCCCACAAUAA